AUGUCUGUCAACCUCAGCAAAAAUGGCGCCGCCCUGCAGGCUGCCUACAAAGAUGUGGUGGAUGGGAAAAGCAAGACUGACUGGUGAGUAUAUGCAGGUAACCCCCACAGUUAACCUAACCCCCCCCCCCUCCUCCUCUUCCUUCCUGCCUGCCUGUCAUGUAGUGCCAGGCUGCAUAUUGUGUGGAAUGAAGGAAUAUCUGGAUAUUUAAUGCAUUGUGAGAUUGUCAUUGUAUAACUAGAAUGAAGUGAGGUAUCUAGAGGGAGUAGUGUUACAACAUCAGAUAUAGAAAGAUCUGUUUAUUUCAGGGUCACAGAGCUAGCUUUUCUAGUCUAGAGGACAUUAUUUAUAGUAUUGUGUGAAAGAUCUGGGUAUAUAUAUAUAUAAGAUAUGUGAAGUUCCUGGCAGAACAUGUCUGGGUAUUGUGUGCAGCUUGUGAUGGAGAAAGACCUGGGUAUAGCUAUGGGGAGGAUAUUGUAUAGAUAGAAUGUAUCUGCUGGGCAGAUUCUGAAACAUUCACUUCUGGACGUUCUGUCUAGAGAACAAUGCUCACUAGAAAGUGAGGAACAUAAAGCUUAUUCUAUGUAAAUGUCACAGUUACAUUGUAUAAUGUGAUAUAAGGGAAAGUCUGGGAUUAGUACAUAUACAAUUUUUUUCCCCAUUAAUUACAACUGAUGGAGUUGCGAUUCAUAGAGUAGAACGAUGCUCUGUAAAUGGUAUCAUGAAAUGUGAGCAGCAGAAGGCUAUAUUUACAAGAAAAAGAUCUAAGUAUUCAGACUAACAUUGUUAUUGACUAAACCUGAAUUCCCUGGAAGUCACCAGGAAGCCUAAAUUGCUAAACUGGAAAUAUGCUCAGAUAAGCUACAUUUAAAACUCCAAAUUCUGUGGCCAAUUUCCCAACAGAUCACGGUUUUAUUUCAUUUCGCUGUGAAUCUGUCCCAAAUAUAGGUUGAAACAGACUCUUUCUUUAUCUAAAUUAUGUAAUUGGUGGUUCUCUUCAUAAUUUGGUAACAAAAUAUUUCACUUUAAUAAAAAAGUCCCUUCUCUGGAAUUUAGGCAAUUAAAGAAAACUUUGAAAAUAAUUUAUAACUUGUUUUAGCAAUUUUUGUUUUUCUUUCACGAGAUACUUUUAUUUUAUAAUCCAUAUUAAAGAGUAAGCAAAUUACAUCGUAAUCUAGUUCAGACAGGGUAAACACUGCUAAUGAAGAUGAGAUCAGAAUUUAUAACAAUGAUUGACAGGGAGCUAAGAUGGAGGCGCCCAGUUGCAGGUUAAAGAGGCAGAGAUUUCUAUAUUUAAUUUUAUUAUUCACACCUCACAAAUAUAUAUAUGUUAAAUAUAGGGAUAUGGAAAGAUAAUACAGUAUAAAAGAAAAUGACCGUUCCCUUUUAAAAUUAUUGCUGGACUGACCUCCCCCUAGUCAUAUAUGCCAGAGAUUUUAAAAUUUUAUUUACCAUGGUUUCUAUGCCAAGCACUGGUUGGGCAUUAUGGGAAUGGUAGUUACCAAUCACAUCAGAACUGAAAAAAAUGCUUGCAGAUUGUUAUGAUUUAUAAUUCCAUCCUAAAAGCCCCAAGCAGGGCGUGCCAUCUUUUUAAUUACAUAUUAGAAUUAUAGUGUGUUAUGUCAUCUGACAGAGUUCUUCUCCUAAUAAUAGGUUUUCUUUGUUUUCCUAGUAAAAGAGGCCACAUAUAAAAAUAGACAUGCUUCAGAUUCAAGAAGCAUUGCAGUAGCACAUUAUAAAGUCAACUCUGUAAGCAGUCUUUUUUUUUUUUUUUUAUCCAAAUUUGGCUUCUUUUCAGCUGAAAGCUUUCAAUGUAAAUUCCAUUUGACUUUUUAUAACUUUGUUGUUUUGGCUAUAUGUGCGCUUCCUUUUGGAAGGCAGUUAAAAUCAGCUAGAUCUCUACAGAAAUUUACUAAUGUAGUUUACUAAUGAGUUGCUACCUUAUCUCCCUAGUUAGUUUGAUCCAAUUCCCCUGAUAAAGUUCUCGAAGAUAAACAGACCAGGGGAAUUAUUGCACGCAUAACUCAAAGCAACCUCCACUUGCCCUGUAAGAGUCCCCAAAAGCUUACUCUUACCACUUUUUUUUUUUUUGCUGGAAACAUUUUUAGAAUAAUCUUACUGUAGCAAAAAUUCUCAUUUGAAAAUAGUAAGGAACCAUUUUUAGAGAAAUUUGAUGAAUAAAGGUAACUGCAUUUACGGCAUCAAAUUCGGGUUUAGUGAGUAGACCUCCUCCUAUGUGUUUGCAACUUAAAGGUGAUGGUUAGUAGCCCUCAUAUCAAAAACCUAUCAACCCCUCAAGUAGGUUCAAGAGACUGAUGAGCUGGAUAGUCAUAGUGUGUUUUUGUGCCAGGAGAUUCUGGGUAGUGCUGUGCACCUUAGUAGGUAGUACGCGUUGUUCUGACCUGAAUUCACAGUGAUAUAUGUAAUAUAUUCUGUAACAGAGGAGGAAGUGGUUUUUUUUCUAUGUGCAUUAUGAGGAAGUGAGGGUUUGAGCAAGGCAUGUGUUUGUGGGAAACCCAUUUUAACCUUUUUAGAUGUUGCACACAAAUAAUGUUAGUCUGUAAAAAGGACGGCAAAUCUUUAUUUCUUGUUUGCCUUUUUAUUGUAGCAGUUGCAAUUUUCACUUUAUAAUUGUUAAGCAUCUAGAAUGUUCUGUUUGUGUGCAGGCCAUGUUUUUUGGUUCAGGUUUAAAGAGUUACUCCAUCUCUUUUAUAUCUUAACAUUAUUUUAUAAUUCCUUAUUGGACAUUAGUUGUUUACCCCCUUCAACUUAAGAUACUCUGAAAAUAAAGAAUAUAAAUACCAACAAUCCAGCACUGAGCAAGGUACUUCCACGCCCUGUCCAAUAUCGCUCUGCACCACUUCUCUCUCCAUGGUCCAAUCAAAUGCUUCUCAUGUCAGGUCCUGGCAGAUGGAGUGGAAGAAGAUGGAGACUGAACGGAUGAAGAUGGCAGUGGUGGACAGUGACAAAGCCACUUUAAUACAAAUUCCUCCUCAAUAUCAGCGGGAAAAUAAUCCUAAUGUGCAAGGGUUAACAGAAAAGCAAGAAUAAAACCAGAAUGGCAGACAUACAUGGACAACUUUGAGUUAGGAGUACUUGCUUGGUAAAUGUUGAGCUUCCACAGGUACAAAAGAUCUGAUUCUUGAGACAUAUAAAGACAUAAAUUCAGAUGGAAUUUCAAGUCUGUGAAGGAAAGUCCCCCAUACAUCAGUUACCAGCAAAUGAGCUGUUAACACCAUUAUAUUUCAUUUUGCUGUGAAUCUGUCCUAAAUAUAGGUUGAAACAUACUCUUUCUUUAUCUAAAUUAUGUUAUUGGUGGUUCUUUUCAUAAUUUGGUAUCCACUAGGGAUAUCUGUGAACCCAGCAAUAUGAUAUAUCUCGGGAUUGCAGGACCUGGGUCAACGGACAGAGCGAUCACUUAAAGUGAAUUAAAAUAUGAUCUAUUGUCUUCACCCACACUGCUCAGGUGAAAGUCUCCCUAUCAAGGUUUGAUACUUGAGAAUUAAGUCCUUCUGGAAUAAGAUAUACAAGGCUAUGAUUAGUCAGAUGUUCUCAAGAAGGGUAUGUAAAUCCCCUACACCUUUGGAAGCCACAAGAGGGGAUUUUGAGAAAAUUGGACAGCCUGGCUGGUCCUCCACAGUGUCAAGAGACUGGUGUCCAGAUGAGGAGGUAAGUUUGUCCAUCUCUGACGCCAUCUUGAAAGGAUGCUCCUGUCGUGCCCUUGAGCACAAGUUCGCAAUAUGCAAGGUUCCAAAUGGUUUCUCUGCCUGCUGCUAAUUACUUUUCUGACAUAGAACCAUUAGCAGGGUAAGUACAACUAGUGAGGUCGGCACUUAUUAAUAAUGUGUUUUAGCGGUAUAGGAUCAUAGCUAGCAGAAAGUGCGUCCGUCCACCUCAACUGUUGGUUCCGCACCACAUAUAUUGUUUCUUAAAGAACAAAUAUUACUUUCUUUUAUUCUACAUGUAUACCUAACACUAUAUUAAAUAGGAGUAAAAUAAAAAAAAUUACAUAGCUUCAACUAUCAGUCAUUUUUAAAUACACAAGACACAAUUGAAAAAGGAUGCGCCAAAGCUGGCUAUGGUACUACUAAAAUAAACAAAGUUCAGAGAAUAAGUAGUGCCAAAGCAAAGUGUUAAGUUGGGCCUGAUGGGGCACCGACAGCUUUUGUAGAGGAAUAUUCUCUCUAUGGGUCAAACGAAGACGGUUUUUAGGAUCUGUAUGUAAAGAGAGAAAGAGAUAAUAGUGCAAAUACGUCUGAUACAAAGUGUUCAAUUGCAGGAAGAAGAGAUCUAUAGUAAUCCUACUCACGUGUAGUAGAGCUAAACUAGCUCUAGUGUGGAUGGCAUACAGCGCUACAAUCCCCGCUUGUAGGAUACGUAGGGAGGUAUUGGUCUUUAAAUCCGUAUGUGGGGAAAAGAAGACAGAUGAUAGGGCAAUACGUCUGGUAAAUGUGGUAUAUACGACAACAGAGUCUACUAUAGUCCUACUCAUCUGAAGUAGAGCUCAAACCAGCUCUAGUGUGAAUGGCGUACAGCGGUAUAAUCCCCGCUUGUAGGAUACGUAUAGAGGGUUGAGUCUUGUUUCGAUAUGUAGAUCAUGAAAGAGAAGAGACAACUAAUAGUGCUCACUAUUUAAAAGUGGUAUAUAAGGAGUAUAAAUUAAAUGUGUGCUCACAUAGGAUUGAGCAGGCAGACUGCUUGAUGACUUAGGCGUAAGUGGUAUAAUCCCCACCUCGGAUGUCUUUGGAGUAAUACUCAGCGGGAGGAAUAAAAUCAGGAUACCAAGCAAAAAUAAAAAUAAUGAAUAAAAGAGUAAAAUGGAACAAUCAAAAUGAGUUAAAAGUAGCCAAAAUACCUUUAUUUGGAAUACAGAAUAAAAUAUUAAAAUGUCCACAACGCAUUUCACCUAUGAAGGCUUUUUCAAGUGGAGACAAAAAAAGCCUUUUUUUCAAUUGUGUCUUGUGUAUUACCUUUGUCUAUAGGGCUUAGAGGGAACCCUAUUUUUAGGUUGCUGCCUCAUACAUUACCUAUCUUAGUAUUGGUUUAUUUCAGCGCUGUUUCCUUCUUUUGUUCAUAAUUUUUAAAUGCCUCAUAUGUCAAGGAUCUACAUUAAGUUUUGGUAGUUAACACUAACCCUUUACCAACUGUAUGCUUACACUAGCUUUAACUGUACACCUAUUGUAACCUUAACUCUAAAUUAUUCCUAACAGUAAAACAGCAUCCCUUGCCUUACUCUAACACUGACUGAAAGAGAUUCUCUCUGUUGACGUCCCUGAGCACCAGAAACUAUAAAGCAAACUGUUUUUUUUUUUAAUUGUUCUGCUAAUCCCUAAUUUUCUUUUAUUACAGGGCUCUCUUUACCUAUGAGGGAAACAGUAAUGAUGUCAGGCUGGCUGGGACUGGAGGUUUGUGCAUGACAUUAUAUUAGAUAUUUUGUCUAAAUUUUAUUGUUAUACUGGAAAUUGGAUAUUUUAUUAAGCAAGAACUUUGUAACAAGAUCUGUCACUGAGUGUCUUAAAAGGGUCAGGAACAAAAACAUGUUAUCCUGACCCUAUAGUGUUUAAAUCACUAUCUAGCUCCACUUUCCCCUCUGCCCCACGCCUCCCUAAAUAUAGUAAAAUCUUACCUUUAUGCCAGUCUGCUGCUGCUGGCUCUGCCCUGGAUCUGUCUGCUUGGCUGACAUUAUCAGACAUCUGACAUUGUCAGCCAAUGACAGUGCUCUCCCAUAGGAGAGUUUCAAGGAGGCAGAUCAGGGACAGAGCCAACACACGCCCUGGCCAAUCCACAUCUCCUCAUAGAGAAGCAUUGAAUCAAUGAAUCUCUAUGAGGAAAGUUCAGUGUCUCCAUGCAGAGAGUGGAGACACUGAAAUGUGCAGCACUGCCCCAGGAAGCACUUCUAGCAGCCAUCUGAGGAGUGGCCAGUGGAGGUAUCCCUAGGCUGUAAUGUAAACACCGCCUUCUCUAAAAAAAAAAAAAAACAGUGUUUACUACAAAAAGCCUGCAGGGACUGAUUAUACUCAUUAGGGUUUUUUUUUUUUGACUGUUUUUUGUCUGUAACUUCCUUCUUUGCCCAACAGAUGGUGGUCUUGAGGAACUAGUGGACGAGUUAAGCAGUGGGAAAGUAAUGUAUGCCUUCUGCAGGGUUACAGACCCAAAUUCUGGGCUUCCUAAAUAUGUCCUCAUUAACUGGGUAAGUUUUUACAGUCUAUAAUUUUCAAUGUUAGUCACAAGUCAAGAAUUCACAGCAUACUUUGUCAUCUGCUGGAUGAUUAAGCUUGGCCAACCCCCAUAUCAUGUGUACUUGGUGUGAGAUCUUAUUAAGUCAUUGUUUUUCUCUCUUUUAGACAGGUGAGGGGGUGAAUGAUGCCCGAAAAGGAGUGUGUGCCAACCAUGUCAGUACAAUGGCAAACUUCCUAAAGGUACAAGAACCCUUACUAUUCUCCUAGGUGAUGCAACGCAAAACUUCAUUCUUUUCCGACUUGAUGGCUGCGAUUUCUGACUUUCCUACCUUUCUGUGUCUCAUAUUUGCUUGUCGCAAUAACCGCAUUUUAUUUGUUGCAGGUCUUUUCUGUAGUUUUCAUUUAAAUACAUAUAUACAUGAAUGCUUGUAAACCUGUGAUAGGGCGCACUCAUAUAUACUCUUACACUUAUGUUGGGAACCGAAAAUUCAUCCUGUGUGAAUUGGGUUACGAGGUACACCUAGUAUAAAUGCCCAGCAGUGGAGUGGGGAGAUUAGAGGAUCUUUAUUAUCUGUGCUACUCUAUUUUAAUUACCUCCUUUGUGAGGUAAAGCUGUAAGGCUGUAACAGCUGCUUUCAGUAAGUUUUGUCAACAGCAGGCUCAUGGGGAAGAGGGGGGCCCCCUUAUAAUACAAAGGAGUGUCCUCUUAUAUGUGGGGAACUUUUUAUAAUAUUUAGUAAGAAUAAAAAGUUAGACAUUUUCCCCCUCUGAAAGCAUUUCAUUGGAGGGCAUGGGGAGAUGGAUCCCUUUCCCACUCUGACAGCUUCUAAUAUAUGUGUUGGAUAAACAGGAUAUCCAGCAUUCAGCAGUGCAGUCCAAAUCCUUAUCGUGCCACAAGGACCUUUACUUAACCCCUUAAGGACACGUGACAUUUCAUGUUUCCCUUUUAUUACAGAUGUUUGGUCCUUAAGGGGUUUAAGCGACACUCCAGUCAUUUAAAGCUCUUUAACUUGUUGAAAUGCUUUGUGAAGAGUGAAUCCUCUUUUUGCAUUUUACAACAAGUGUAGAUUUUAAUAGAAAUUGGCACUUUGUUACAACCCUCCCCUCCCCUGGCUGUCAAUCAGACAACAGGCCAUGUUAUCGGUAUUUAUUUAGCUAUGGGGUUAAAACGACACUCCAGUCAUCUAAAGCUCUUUAACUUGCUGAAAUGCUUUGUGUGAAGAGUGAAUCCUCUUUGGAUUUUACAACAAGUGCAGAUUUUAAUAGAAAUUGGCACGUUGUUACAACCCUCCCCUCCCCUGGCUGUCAAUCAGACAACAAGCCAUGUUAUUGGUAUUUAUUGAGCUCAGUGGAACUAAAUUUAAUAGUCAGGCAAUUGCACAGAGAUCAUGAUUUGCAAAGACUUCUCAUUGAGCUACAUUGGAAAAUCUCAAAUUGGAGAGAAACAGAAAAUCUGAGCUGGGGAAGAAUUGGAGGCUUGCAAAGGCUGCGGAUGAGAUUGUGGUUUUCAAACCAAUCCCCAAAAAGACUUUAAUAUUACAUUUUAAUAUUGCUUCAUGGCAUAUUUAUGUGGGCAAAACAGUUUUCCAGCUGAAUAAUUGAAAUCAUUACGUACAAAGAAAUAAUUGUUGAUUCAAUGUCUCAUUUUGAACUGAUAACGGCUAUUUAAUGUGUUCUGAGCACCACUUUGUGUUAAAGAGGGUAUCUUGCCUAUUGUUUUUAUACAUCUAGUAUUUUAUUUCAUUCAGCACAGUUCUCACUUAUUUGUAUUAUCCAAAGCUGAGGAGGGCUAUAACCACUUCUAGCCGAAAGCCUCUCCAAAACGUAUUUUCUGGUGGAAAGGGGACCAUUUAUUUGUAAUUUAUAAAGACUUCUCUUUGUGAUAAAAAUUGUUCCUUACACCGCAGAGCCCAAACGUUUUUGCGUUCUAGUUCUCUACGUCAUUUUGAAUGUCUGUUACUUCAUAGUUCCUUAGGUUAUUUUUCACCCUAAAAUGAAAGCUCAUUAUACCGUGACUGGGUUUCUCCACUUUGCAUGAUGACCGGUAGAAGGACACUUAGCACUCAUCUUUAUUUUGACAUUACAUAACAUAUAUAUCAUUGCUUCUCUUGUGACACUUUUUUUUUUUUUUUUUACACAUAUUCCUCGAGAUAGUUAUAGAGAUAUAUAUAUAUAUAUAUAUAUAUAUAUAUAUAUAUAUAUAUAUAUAUAUAUAUAUAUAUAUAUAUAUAUAUAUAUAUAUAUAGAGAGAGAGAGAGAUAUAUAUAGAGAUAUAGAUAUAAAAAAAAAAAUUAUUAUAAUUUAAAAAAUUAUUAUUUUUUUUUUAAAUAUUACAUUUUUAUUGUUCUUGCAAGGUCAUGGAAGUACAGAAGUGCAAAAACUUGACAUCCGAUUAAUACAGAAGAGAAAAGUUACAAAGUCACAUAACAUAAACAUGUCUUGAUUGUUAACUGCAACAAUAUCGGGCCCUCGCUACAUGAGAAAUUACUCUUUCCGUUGUCGGUGCGUUUCCUGGUCGUCAGCUAUAUAACACCCUAAUGACAAGCAUCCAGAUUUUAAGCGACCUUGGUUUUAUUUGCACAUACAAAGAUAAGUUAAAUUAGAUCAAAAUUACAUCAAUUAAUAAACUAAACAGAAAAACAUGUCACUCUUAUAUGGGACAUGCUCUCGUCCUAGGUAAGUGAUGCAGAAUGCAGAGCUUACCAGACCAACUCUAGAUACAGCUCCGACUUUAACUAAGGCGCCGAGGAGCUGGCAUCCAUCUUGGUCAAUCACCAUUUAAAAUUUUUAUUUUUUUCCAUUUGUUUUGGGGGGGGGUCGAUAGAAGUGAGGGAGAGAUAUCAGUUCAUAGCAAACUGUGCCAUCUGGACCAUAUAAGAUCGUAAGUCUCCAUGGUGCCUGCUAACCUGUGUGGCAUGUCUUCGUAUGACCUAGUGCAAUUUAUUUUGUCAAUGACCAUCGUCCAUUCUGGUCGUUUUGUGGAUUUCCACAGCACAGCCAGCGAGGUUUUUGCCGCCAGCGUUAUGUGUAUAGCCAAAGCCGCAGCAUGUUUGGGAAACGUGUUGAGUAACAUGUGUAAUAGGUAAGACUCUGGCGUGGAGGGUAGAGUCCUGUCUGUGCUGAUCUCAACUAGAUUUGGUAUCUGUUUUUGUAUUGUUGGAGGGUGAGGUACCACCGCAUGCAUAACUUGUAAGCUGCCUCUAUAUGGUCCAAACAGUGAGUGGCUCUCUUCACUCCUGCCAUUGCGGUAUGCCAACUGCUCAGCUUCAUACUACAGUUAAAUUCCUUUUCCCAUUGUUUGAUAUAUCUUGGCUUAGAUGGUCUGCCUGUUACCAAUAGGCGUUUAUAACACAGAAAUAAUGGCUUAGGGUGGCCUGGGAUACCCAAACACAGUUUAUCAAUCGUACACAGUUCUUGGGAGUCUAGUGAGUUCAGCUUAUCCUUCUCUAUAAUAUGUUUGAUAUGCAUAUAUGUGAAAAGUUCUCUUCUGGGCAAAGCAAAGGUCUGUUGUAAAUCGGGGAACUCCUGGAUUCCUCCCUCUCCCAGUAAAUGUGUCACUUUCGUGAUACCCCAUUGCGUCCAGUCGCUCAGUGGUAGGUCCUGCAUGCGGUGUGCCAAACUGCGUAGCAUAGGCACUCUGUGUCUUGGUCACCAUACCGGGGCCCAUCUUCACCAUGUUAAUAAGGAUAGUUUUGUUGUAGAAAGUAACCUUAACUUCCGUGGGUGCCUCUGUAUUGGGACCCAUAAUAGUUCCAACGUUUAGUGGGGUGCGCUAAUCGCUUGCUCUAAGGCAAGCCAAAGAGGAGCCUGCUUUGUUGUCAAUAGCCUUGCAGUUUGUGCUAAUGUGGUGGCCACAUAUUUGGCAAUACACGGUACCCCCAAUCCUCCCUCCCCCAUCCCCAAGCAAAUGCUAGCCAGCGACACCUUUGGAGUUUUCCGCUUCCUUAUGUGUGCUUUGAUUAAGGGUUUAAAUUUUGAUAAGAGAUUUGGGAAUUUUGACUAGUAAUACUGGGAAGAGAAACAAUAUUUGUGGUAAAACAGUAAUUUUUGUGGCAUUUAUGUGACCCAACCAUGAGGAAUUCUUAUCCCCUCAGCUAUCUCAAUAUUUAUUCUUAACCCACCAGGGUGCUCAUGUAACAGUAAAUGCUCGUGCUGAAGAUGACGUGGAGCCUGAAUCCAUCAUGCAGAAAGUGGCCAAAGCAUCUGGAGCAAAUUAUAACUUUCACCGGGAGAAUAGCAGGGCCAGCGAUGUACCUCAAGGACCUGUGGUAAGAGUAUGGUGAAAAGUGUAUACAGUAUGUAUUAAGAAAUGGGAGGGGAUUUCAGGGAGAAGGCAGGAUGCCUGGUACCUGGAGGAAAGAGCAGGGUGAUCUGGAUCAUAUUUACAGUACCAAGAGGGGAUGAGGAGUGUGACUCUGAACCUUGAAUGGAGAAUAUAGGGAUGCGCAAUGUCUCUUAGAGAAGAUAAUGUGCACUAAGCUGAUUUCACUUCGUGUUUCUGUAAUAAUCAAGACAAAUGUAGUGAAAAUGGUUGUGGACUCUAGGAUUCCUUCAUUAGAGAAACAUUACCUUUUGGCCUCCGGGAUUAUGUGAAGGUCUAAAUAACUAAAAGAGUACGCUUGCAAGAUGUUUUUGUUUUUUUUCCCUUUUUUGGCAGGGAUAUUUGCUAAACUGGGAAUUGUGAGGAACUGACCAGGGCAUUUAAAAUUUUAGCCAAAAUAGCUGAAGUGGUAACAAUCUCCAAGUUAGCUAUGUUUGCAUUUUGGCUGUUUUGACCUCAAAUAUAGAAUUUCCUUUAAAAAGGAUGCCAGAAAAAAAGCAACUCUCUACUGUUCUAUACAGGAAAAAGAAGUGGUGGUGUGGUUUUUUUUAUUUUUUCCUUUCUUCUGCUAACUGAAUUGUUGCAUUCCAACCAUGAAACUCUGUAUUCUUAUUGGACCCUUCCCCUAUUCAAAGCUGUGGUUUUUUUUUUUUAAUGCCUAAAUUACACAAAAUCAGAGGUUAAAUAUUAUAGCAACUUAUAAUACAGAGAUUAUUAACAAACCAUUUAUGAAUUUUCUUAAUUUAGUGUUAGCUUUACUUCAGUUAUUCCUUGUCGCUCAUUGUAACGCAGCUCAGCAUUAGCUUGAGUGUCUCCAUCAAAGGACACUCUCUUUAAGCACUGUAUACUUGGAAAGACUCUAGUUUUCUCAUCCAAACACUAACCAGAGGCAUAGUGAAGGGUGAAUAAGAACUAGUUUAUGGAAAACAAGCCACACUUUUAUACACACAGCCCCAACAGAUAGUUCAUGGCUUGAACAAUGUAAAUCCCACCCUAGCGUCUCUAAGUCUGUGAGAUAACAAAGAGAAAUGGGAGGACUGCACUCAGUCAUAAAAACCACAGGGUGAUAGCUGAGUAUGGGUCAGCAUAUCCCAUAAGAAUAAGCAUAAAAAUAAAAAUCUUAGCCACUCACUAUGAAUCGAUGAAUCGAGACGCUUUAUUGGACACUGCAACGUUUUGUAUACCCAGGUCUUUAUCAAGCUGAUAAAGCCUACAAUAUACCCCAUAACACGGAAUGGCACAAAUCAACCCCACAUGACUUAUAUGCACGGACAGUUCUCUUCCUUCACCUCAUUCGAUCAAAAAAGCACUCUUGACGCACUCAUAGUGUUGAAUCACCACCCAGUUAAAGUUUUUACCAUCCGUGCCUGAUUUACAAUCCGAUGGAGAGUUCUAUGUGGCCAGCCAGAGUGACUCUAGGAGACUCGCUGCUUUCCUUGCAAGGCUCACGGGUUGAAGUGAGGGCACUCUUCAGAGCAGUGCCCGGUAAAGGACAGGGGAAAAACCAGGGAGUGUAACCUCAGCUUUAAGUCGGAAACUACGGUUCUGUCACUCUCAUAUAAUCUGAUGUCAACUGGAAGUGCUGUGAAAAUCCAGUGGGACACUGAUAUAUUUGCUCUUUCUUUACACAGGGUUCUGUUUACCAGAAAACAAAUGCGAUGUCAGAGAUUAAACGGGUUGGCAAAGAGAAUUUCUGGGCCAAGGCUGAGGUAAAAUAUGUUUGUCAUUAUGUCAUGCGCUGUUAAAGACAUAUGUUGUAUAGGAACACCAACACCAUCCAAACACUUAAGGCUGUAUUCACUCAACCGAAAAUUUGUACGCCCAAAUAGCUUAAGUGGAAAAAAUAUCCAGCUUAGCUAAUUUAAUUUUACUAGCUCAGAUAUUUUGGCCUAACAUUUACCCUUAUUAAGUCUCCGUUUCAUGAAAAUGCAUAUGAAAUAAAUGUGAUGUGUUUGGAGUUGCUCCAAACUUGUGUCCAUCCAUUCCACGUACAUAUCUCUGUCCUUUCUCACUGCACAGAAAGAUGAGGAGGAGCGAAAACUUGAGGAACAGCGGAAAUCAAAUGUAGAGAGGGAACGACUGGAGAGAGAACGUAAAGAUAGGGAACAGAGAGAGGCUGAAGUGAGAGAGAAGAGAUUCAGAGAAAAAGCAGGAGAGAUAGAUGCUCAAAGGUAAGGAAACCUUACAAAUCUAUAUUCACCACUAAUCUAUAUUCUAACUAUAGACAUUUUAGCUCAAAAGAUUAGACUAAAUAAGGAAAUAAGUGGCAUUCCCAUUGCUCAAGAGGGACAUAUGGUCUGCAUGUAUGCGGGCAAUGUCAUGUUGACGUUGGAUGACCCAUUAAUGUCGGUACCAGCUUUAUUAAAGGAAGUGUAAAUAUAUUCUAAUGUAUCUAACUAUAAAAUAAAUAUUAAUAAAUCAACAGUAAUACCCAUAAAAAUAAACUUGGAAACAGAAAACAUCCCAAAAUAAAAAUACAGCUUUGUUUGGAUGAAAAAAUAAAUUAACUAUCUUGGGAUCAAAAUUUCCCCUAACAUUGAAAAUGUAAUGAGAAAUAAUUUUCUAGAUAUGUUGAAACAGACUAAUUACUUACUAAGUGGAUGGAAAAGGGGGAUGUUGUCUUGGUUGGGUACGAUAAAGGCAAAUAUCCUGCACAAAUGGUGAUAUCUUUUCUGACAUAUACCAUUGGAAAUACCAGCAAGUUGGCUUAAUAUGCUUCAUACUAGUUUUUAAAGUUUUUGUGUGGUGAAAUAAAAAAAACAUGGAUUGACCUUAUCCAUUUAAAAAAGGUGGCCUUGGGUUUCCUUCGAUUAAAGAUUAUCAAGCUAAUAUUAUAGGUCAUAUAUAUAUAUAUAUAUAUAUAUACGCAAGAACCAAAUAUAGAAUCUGAAAUAUGGUACAAGAUUGAGAAACAUUUGCAUUACAUUAACAUUAUAAAGUCUAAUGUACAAGACUUAAAUUUAGAAGCUUGGAGAAAAGCAUGAACAUAUAAUAUUAGACAAUUGUUUCUAGGUAAUCGAGAAUUUUCCAUAGCUAGUACAAUAAUUUGGAUUGAAUAACAGAGAAAUGUUCCCAUAUUUAAGGGUUGAACAUUUUUUGGAAGCUUUUAUAUUAUUUAUAAGGAAAAUAAUAUUGUGAUGAAAAAAUUAGAAGACACAUUUGGAAGACAUAAAGUAACAAAAAUAAUGCCUAAAGCUUAUAGUUUAAGUUUAAAAUAUGAUAAUAGUCAUCAGGAAAUCAGGGUAAAAUGUUGCAGAUGGAAUUCAAUCCAACGGAUUGGUAUGAGGCAUUAAAAAGAUAUAAUGAAUCAAUUAACUGUACUAAGAUUCUGGAAAAGCAAGUCAAAUUUAUACAAUUUUGGUAUUAUGUUCUUAACAGGUUGGCAAGAUUUUCACAUGCUUCUAGUUCUAAAUGUUGGAGAUGUGGGAGAACAGAGGGGGGUUAUCUUCACAUUUGGUCUAAGUGUAAUAUUAUUAAAAAGAUGUGGGAAUUAGUUUUUGAAAAAUUACAUUCACUUGGUAAUGUUAUUGAGAUGAAACCUGAAAUUGUGUUAUUGCAUCUAAAAUGGCCGAGGUUAAAUAAAAAACAGUCCCUGCUGAUAUUUCAUGUUUUUGUUGCUGCUAUAAUAUUAAUAGCUAGAAAAUGGGGUAAGACAGAUGAUAUUCAGUGGCCACAGUUGAGAGAACAGAUGCAGUAUGGAACACAGACUGUUUUGGACAAGUGUUAAGGCAAGACAAGAAAGCAAUAGUCUCAAAAAUUGGCAAAGUAUUAUUGAAAGUAACUUUUAAUAAAAAUAGUUUUUCUUUCUUGUAUAUUAUGAAUGUGGAAUAUCUUGCGUCUAUCCAGGUAUACAUGGUGUAUGUUUGAAUUUAUGUCAUAUGUGUAUAUGAGUUAAUAAGAUGAACAAGCUAUAUGGAACUCCUGUGUGUGUUAUUUAAAUAUGGAAAAUAUUGCAAUAAACAUUAUUGAUAUAAACAAAAAAGGUAAGGAAAUGGAUAGGAGUGUAACAGUUUUAAGAACACCAAUAAUAGGAAAGGUAAGAUUGCUGUGUAACAGAGAAGUGUUAAUUGUGUUUCUAUUGAUUGGCACCAUGUGGAAUGUUUGAGUAUAAGUCAGAAGGAUCUGAUACUGUAAAAAAGAUCUGGAGGUUAUAUUUUAACUAUUAUUUGCCCUGCAGAAAGCAGCAGCAGGAUUCAGAGAAACCUCAGAGGGUGAGUAUUUGUUUAGAAUAAAUAGUUGGAGUCAGUGGCUGCAUUGCACAAUGGUUGUAAACCUGCUCUGUUUGUUCUGUUCCAGAAGACUGAUUCUCAAGGCUCUUUUAACGCACGUGAGAUGUUUCUUCAGAAAGAGCGUUCAGUCCCUGCUCCUGUGAAUACUCAGCCAGGUGAGAAUAACCGUUUUGGGUGGCCGAUGUAGUGUUCAAUGUCCACCCAGUGAACAAUGGUUGUUUCCAGGUCUGCUUCUCUGUGUCUCUUUUCAUGAUGUUUGUCUCUUAGUGAUGUCUCAAAAUGUAACUGUCUGUCUCCAGGGCGACUGCGCAGUCCUUUCUUGCAGAAGUCAACCAGUCAUCCCGAGUCUCCUCCAUCAUCCCCUGUACAUCGUGUCCAGGACCCUCCUGUACUCCCUGUAUCUCAUGCUCAUCAGACACCUCCAGAUUCUCCUGUGCCCCCUGUCUCACAUCCACCAGCACCCAUUAUCCCUGUGAAAGGUACAGAGAACACUGGAUAUGGCAAUAUGCUGUUUGCACGUUGCCACCCCUAAAAUGGCGUAGUUAACUUAUGGCUACUCAUUUGUGGGUCAUUUACAACUGCCAAAAUCGCUGGUAUUUAAUUUCAUCAUAUUUUUCUCCCCAGAACGCAGCCCUUCACCCCAGCCUCAGCCAGAGGAAGAACUAUAUCAGGAGCCACCUGUUGAGACCAAUGUAUAUGAAGCACCACCCCAGGCAAGUGACAGUAAAAUUUGUUAUUCUUCUUCUCAACAGAUCACUAAUAAUAUAAGGUGUGUUUAUGGAUAAGACACUACACUGUUGUUAAGUUGUUUGCUUUUCUGCUGUCUCAGGAGCAUCAGGAGGAACCAGUGUAUGAAUCUGGAGUAGAGGAAGACAGGGGCCUGUGUGCUCGAGCACUUUAUGACUACCAGGCCGGUGAGUACUUAUUUAUGGAAUGUGUAAAGGAAAGAGUGAAUUGAAAGUUUAUAGAGAUCAGAAUUCCGAGCGAGAGAGGCCUAUAGGAGGGAGGUUUGGAGGCUGACAUAUUUGCAUGUAUGUUAUCAAGAGCACCAAAUUUCCACUUGCUGUUGAUGAUGGGUGAUGGGAGAAAAGACCAAAAGCUGUAAGUAUAGCUGUGGCUGCUUGAGUAUAUCAGGGACCAAUUGGAAUGGCCCUGUUUUAGUUGCCUCUUUCACUGAUCUGACUCAUCUCAUGGGUUGCCUGGGUAUGACUCCUUAAAGAAAUUUGUAUUCUGCACCUCUGUAGAACCUGCUUUCACGCAAGAAGUAACAUACCACAAUAAUAAGUUACUUUCUUUAUUGAAAUGAACUUUUGUUGACACUGAAUAGCCGAGAAUACAUUUUGUUUGUGUCUGUUAUUGCUUGUGAUGCAAAACAGCUAGACAAAAAGAUAUUGCAUGGAGCAUAUCUUUUUACUUCGAGAAAGGAUUACAACAGAGUAAUGGCGUGAGUGGUUUGUUGCUAAAUUAGUCUGCCAGACCAGAUAUUUAGUAAAGAUGAUACUUUCUCUGAAUUGCUGAUUUGCAGAGUUUUCUUCCCAACAUGGCUGUUUUGCCAUUUUGCUAGUCAUUCAAACAAAUGAUCGAAUGAUUAUAGGUAAAUCCAUCUGGCUGUCUAUAACAUUUGCCUACUCCUCUGCCAUGCCAGUUCCUGACUCUACGUUUUUAUAGUUAUUUGAAGCAGUACUCAUCUGGCCUCAUUUUGUUCCAUUUUUGUUUUAGUUCAUUUUCCAUUCUUGUAUUUUCUGGGCUGAUUGCCAGAACAAUUGCAUUACUUACUGAGCAGCACAAGAUUAGUCCUUCAUCUCUGAGUUUAAAAUCCAUUUGUUUUUCUUUGAUAACAGGCUAAAAUAGCUGCAAGAAGAACACACACUAAAUACUAUUUCAAAAAUACAUCUAUUCCAGAAUAUAAUACUAUUUAACUCCCAUUAAACACUUGUUAUAAUAGAGAACCAGCCAUAAUAAACAUUACUAUACUUUUAUGGUGCCUGGCGUAGCCCGACCUGCAGUGGGACAAAACGUGCGUUGGCUCCAUGUUAAUUUAAUAGCACUUGGUUUUUUUUUUAACCGGCUCGCAUUUUAUUUUGCCUUAUUUCAUUUGGAUAAUGUGAUACAUGGGACUUUAGGGCAAGCUUCCUUAAAAAAUAUUUGUGCACAAAUAUAAGGCAGUAUUAGGGCUUUUUAGAACAGGAGGUCCGUGUUGAGGACUCAGGACUAGUUUAGAAUGUAGAGUAAUAACUUCAAUAAGGUGCUUUUUAAUUAGUACCGUUCACGCACUUUUCCUCUCUAAAGAAACAUUUCGGGUUUCCUAGUAUUUUACUCUUUUCUACAGCAAUGCAAGUACUCCUUUAUCUAGUGGCUUUCUGUUGUGAUCUUUUACCCAGUAGUGUCAGAGGAAUCAUUAGCACAGCAACUAGUUGAAUAAGUGUAUGCAAGUUGGUUAGCUGCUUUAGCUGUCACAAUAAUCUUUUAAUUGCAUACAAAGUUUCCAUUCAUUUUAAACUUUGUAUUGUAUCUGUGGGAAACCAGUCGAGCAAUUUAUUAAUUUUUUUUAUUGAUUAGGGAUAAGCUCUGGUUUCACUCCCAAUCCUAUUAUUACAUGGGAAAGGUUAUUUUACCCUCUUGACGGUCUCGCCAUGGAGGACCAGCCUCCAUGGCUUUUAUGAUCAAUCUUGGUGAUAUCAGCCAAGCUAUGGGAAGGCAUUGGGAGGCUAUAACGCAUGCACUAAUCUGUAUCUCCUCAUAGAGAUGCAUUUAUGACUUUGCAUCUCUAUGGGGAACAUUCAGUGUCUCUAUGCAAAACAUGGAGACACUGAGCAUAGAUACUGCACACUGUGUAGCACUGGACUAGGAUGCACCUCUAGUGGCCGUUUGAGUUUUUGCUCUGAAAAGGCAGUGUGUACAUUGAAAAUCCUGAGGGUACAGGCCAUAGACACCAUAACUACUACAUUAAGGCGCAGUGGUUCUAGUGACUAUAGUGUCGCUUUAAGAAUUGUAUUUUUGUCGCUGAAUAUGAAGCUUUGUUAGUUAAAAAGCAAAUUGGCUCCUACAUUUUUUAGCUGACUGCUAGAUCCCAAGUAAAUUUAUCAAGCCCUGUACUAAUAUGCUGUACAUAUCUGUGUUUGAGCUGAUAAGCAAAUGUCUCUACCCAGGGCCGGACUGGCCCACCGGGAUACCGGGAAAAUUCCCGGUGGGCCGCGGCAUCUGGGGGCUGUGCAGACCGGUUGGCCGGUCUGGUGGCACACUCAGAGGGGGCCAGCUGCAUUCCAGGCUGGAGUGGCCGGGUGGCAGCCUCGCCGGUCCGGCAGCACUCCUAAUGCUGAGGACUGAAGGAGGAGAGAGCAUGUCUUUCUACCAUGCUCCCUCGCGGUUCCCACAAUUCCCAGCACAGCAUACAGCAUACAGUGCUGGGAAUUGUGGGAACCGCAAGGGAGCAUGGUAGAGAGACCUGCUCCCUCCUUCUUCAGUCCUCAGCAUUAGGAGUGCCGCCAGACCGGCGAGGCCCCCCCAUACACACACAUUGCCCCACACACCCGUCACACUGAACCUUUCACACACAUUGCACCACUGCUCCUAUACCCUACUACAGCCCCAUAUCCCAGCAGACUCCAGGUAAGUUGUCAAACUGUUCUUAAACGGUUUGACUACUUACUCUGGGAGCGGGUCCUGGCACCAUAACCACUACACAGAGCAGUAGUGGUUAUUGUUCAUGGAUUAUUUCUUUAAAUAAUCUAUAAAUGCCCCACCCGAGAUCAGGCUCUGGAUCCGCCACUGGUAUGUGUGUGUAUAUAUGUAUGUAUUUAUAUUUAUAUGCCUAUUAUAUUUACACAUAUAUUAAUGUACAUUUAUAUAUGCAUAAUACACAGAGAAAUGUCAUUAAUAUGUACCAUAUCUAAUGAGCAGAUAUUGGCCCAGUCUUGUUGCUAGUUGCAUACUCCAGCACAAUAACAUAUUUAACCCCUUAACGCCGUUACGGUGUUCUAUGCCGUCCCGCAUUAAAUGGGCUUUAAAGCCGUUGCGGCGGCAUAGAACGCCGUAACUGCUUUCAGCCCCUGGAGCGCCCGGUAUACUCACCUUCCCGGCGAGCCUCUUCUGGAGGGUUGACUCACAGCCCAGGUAGCCCUCCCCCGGCAAAUCAGGCCCCCGGGGGCCAUGUGAUCGCUCUCAAAGAGCGAUCAGAUGGCCCUCUAUAGCUGGCUGUGGAUCUGCCAACAGGGGGACUGUCUGAAAUGUCAGUGUUUGUGACUAAGUGGCUACUAAAAAAGACUAAACAUACCCCACUUUCAAUACCUUGGGUUUUCUACUUUUUCAAAUGGUAUGCCAUUAUGGGGGUAAUUCUCAUUCCUGGGCUACCACACCGUCUCAAAGGUAACAUUACUAAUCUGGCAAAUUUCAAUUUGAAAAUGGAAUGUUCUAUAUUUGACCCUGUAACUUUCCAAAACAUCAUAAAACCUGUUAAUGGGGGGUACUGUUGUACUUGUGAGACAUUUGCUGAUUACAAAUAUGUGCAUUUUUUUGCAGUAAAACCUAACAGUAUUAUGACAUUCACAGCUAAAAUGUCAGACGGAAAUACAAAUUAAAAAAAAAGAAAUCUUAUUUUCUCACAUUAGUUUAAAUUUUAUUCAUAAUAAAUUCUGUUCCAUAUAUGAAUAGUUAAUGAUAAAUUAAAGCCCUGUUUCUCCUGAACAAAAUUAUAUAUAAUAAGUGUGGAUGCACUUAAUGUGACCGCGGUGAAUUACGGUUGAACAGGCAUAUAGCGCAAAUUACAGUUUUUGUUUGUUUCGUUUUGAUCAGAACUUGCACUAUUGACUCCAUCCUGAAGGGGUUAAAGUGAAGAGCGCACCCACAGAACUUCAAAAUAAUAAGAUAACGUAAUUUUUUACAGUUGUGCCCUACAUACAUUCACCAUUUUAGUCCCAUUACCAAGCUUUCCAUACUAUGUCAAGGUAGUUGGACUGAAACAUUGGUUAUAUGCAAAGGCACUUCUGCUUAAAAUAAAUCUGCACUCUUGUUUUUUGUGAAGCCUAGGAGUGCUUUUUUUCACGUUGGAGUAAUAAUUUUUAAUUUUAAGUUAUCUCUUCUAACUCUGUAUCUGCACACUAUGCUGGCGCGACGCAUUAUGGGGCUGGUAAAUAAUUUUUUUUUCAGGGCUGCUUUUAAUUCCCAGUCCGGCCCUGUCUCUACCCAUUUUACAGCUUGCUCAGUAGUAGGAAUAAGUCUUUUUUGACCAAGGAAAUAAUUGUAAUAUGUUCUCAAUGCAGAUGUGGUUAGAAUAGAUUUUAAAAACCACUGAAAAUAAGUAAAUGAAUCUAGAUGUGUAGAAAUAUGAGACAUUUCCCUAACAUGUUGGAUAAUCUCAUAUCUUAUCAUGUUUUGUGAGCCUUAGCAAACAUUACAUAGAGUGUAGUGCAUUAAAAGCAGAGGGCUUGGCUUCUGGACCUGCACAGUCUAUGAAAAGUAAAAAAAAACUAAAUGAACCAUCUCAUCAUUUCUGUAAAGUGAAUACUCAGUGAAUUUCUGUUGUUUUUGAGACCAAAUUUUAAAUGUAGCUAUUCAUUUUUGCAAAUGUACAGAUAAGAAUUUAGAUGUCACGAAUGUUCAUGUAAAUCCCUCAAUAAUGAGUCUGGUUGCUUUGCAUUAAAUCUGAACAGAUGCCCUGUAUUUUACUUGACCCUUAUCUUAAUCUCCAUUUUCUCAUCUAGACAGCAUUUAUGGUUAUAUCCUAAUUCAUAUCAUAAGUGUUUGGAAGUUCUUUCUGGACUGGCUGCUGGCAAAUAAACAUCAUCUCAAAUUUAAUGCAGAGAAUGUCAGAUUAUUAGCCACCACAUUAACUGGCCCUGGAUUAAUUAAAUCUGUUGUGUAAUCUUCAGAACACCCCAUCUUCCUGUUAGUGUGAUUUACUUAAAGGACCACUAUAGGCACCCAGACCACUUCAGCUUAAUAAAGUGGUCUGGGUGCCAGGUCCAGCCAGGAUUAACCCUUUUUUCUAUAAACAUAGCAGUUUCAGAGGAACUUUUAUGUUUAUAUUAGGGUUAAUCCAGCCUCUAGUGGUUGUCUCAUUGACAGCCGCUAGAGGCGCUUUCGUACUUCUCACUGUGAAAAUCACAGUGAGAAGACGCCAGCGUCCAUAGGAAAGCAUUGUGAAUGCUUUCCUAUGAGACUGGCUGAAUGCGCGCACGGCUCUUGCCGCACAUGCCCAUUCAGCCGAGGAGGCGUAGAGGAGGAGGAGGAGAGCUCCCCGCCCGGUGCUGGAGAAAGCGGUAAAUUUAACCCCUUCCACCCCAUAGAGCCCGCGGGAGGGGGACCCUGAGGGUGGGGCCACCCUCAGGGCACUAUAGUGCCAGGAAAACGAGUAUGUUUUCCUGGCACUAUAGUGGUCCUUUAAGAGUAGAGCAGUCUAGUACAAAUGGUUGCAAUUCCUUCAACUAAUAUGUAUCACUCAUUCUCAAAAGAAAUAAUGGAUAAGGCAAUAACUGAAUAUGCUUCUGGCUUAUUGACUUUUUUUCUGAAUUCCUAAUAAGAGCAUAUUUCCAUUUUCUUCUAAAGAAUGUCCGCUCUAACCUGGAGUGUACCUUUAAAAGUAUUGUCUUGUGAAAGCAAGCUAACUGGCCAUAGUGCAGAAAGAGGCAGAUUCUCUCUCUAGUUUCAUAUGGCAAAGAAAGUCCGGUAAAAACUUUAAUUAAUGUACAUCGUGUGAUUUAAUCAGCAGCUGGGUAUCAAAGUAAUGAGAGUAUAGUGGGUGCAGCUGGAGCCAUACAAUACUGCAUCAGUUCUCUAAAUUAGUUGAUUGUUGCAUUGUGAGAGCAUGUCUUUCAAGUCUCCAGAGCAAGUAAUUGAAGAAAAGAAAUAAUGACACUGAUGUCCCUGCUUGGAACUUAGUAAAUAGGAAAUCUGUGGCAUAAGAUGGCUGGGAAUGUAUAGGCUGGCUGAAGGUCAUUGGAGUUCUAAUGUAACAGCUGGAAAGGGACCAGUCAACUAUUCCAUUGUCCCAAUUGGGAACUGUAAUUGUAAUUUUAUUUUGCUAGGUAGCAGAAAUGUUCCGUUAAAUGUGAUUUCAGAAUUAGUUUUUUUUUCAGAAGGCCCUAGUUGGUUUAACAAGUGGGAUAUAUCAUGAUGCCCCUCUUCAGUCCAGACCUAGAAUUAUCUGAUGGAAUGUAACCCUUCUACAGAGAGAGAACAGGCACCCUUUAGUAUUAUGGGACAAUAUAAUCCCAUUGCUGUCCCUGAUAGAGGUCCUGGGUGCUUGCAGACCACUACCAAAGGCUACACAUAUUAUUAAAAGGUUCAUAUGAGUCUUGUAUGUGUUCUUUAAGGGUUUCAAUGAAUCUCAUUUGCCACAUGUUUGUUGAGAUGAAAUUAAUUGAAAAAAACAUUGCUCUUCCAGUAUUUUAGCUAUAAAUAAUCUGUCUGAUGUAUGUAUCCUGGGUAAUGAAUGGGGGGGGGAAAGGGGGGAGGGUGGAGUGGAUUUGUUCUUGUUUUUUUAAACUGCACAAAAUGGCCAUGUUACAAUCAUCCUGUCUGUCAGGCAGUGAAGUGGGAAAGCCAAUGCUGUCCCAUCUCAUUGCCACAUUUUCAUCAGUUGCAUCAGCAUAUUUCUGGUUAUUCACUUAUUUUACUAACAGUGCUUUGGUGCCAUCUUGUGUCCAGUUGGUGCACAUUCUCUUUCAUAACUGUGGUAUAUGCCCAGUGGGAGGUGUUGUCGGCUAUCCUAAGCCAUAAUAGAAGUUACUAGAUGCCUUCCUUAUUUCUGGGCUUCACUGUCAUACAGGCCAAGCUCGCGUCAUUCCUCUGUGAAACGAUACCACCUAGCUAGGUAAGAGCAUGAAAGAGAUUUUCCCUGCAUGUAUCCACCCUAUGUCCCAAACAUCUUAACACAAGUAACGUUUAUACCUGGAUGGGCUGGAAGCAAUCCCAUAGUACAUGUAACGUGUAGUAACCAUUUUAUAGUUUGAAAAUCCUGCCUUAUAAAGGGGAGGCAAGUCCCAUGUAUCCUCACAAAUAUCUUAAUAUGUCAAACAGGGUUAUUCACUAAAGUGAGAAUUGAAAGUGAAUUUCCAAUACAAGGUAAAAAUAGCAAACUGGAAAUAUUCUCUAAGUCAGUUAUGUUUUCAGUUCUGCUAUUUUGGCUUUCAAUUUGAAAUUCACAUUGAAUUAAUAUUACAAUUCUUAUUUUAGUGAAUAAAUCUGAUGGUGUAUAGCAGUUAAAUCUGAGUGUAUUAAUUAUUUUAUGGCAACCUCAAUUGAGUUGUGACUAGUAUCAAAGCAUUACAGGAACAUAUUACAGUGUAUGGUUUAUCCGUUCGGGAGUUAUGGUAUCCGAACACUUUGCAUUCGACUCCCAAACGAGAACCACCCCAGUACCCCAUUAGAACGUUCACACCAGCAACUUAAGUGCAAAACCGCAAGGGAAGUAAUUAAUGAAUGCUUCCCCUUGGAAGCAUUUUGUGUAACCGAAUACACGUGUUCGGCAAAAGAGUGGCGGACAUUUUGUUUCCCAAACGUGGGCAGCGGUACUUGGUCGUUGAGUGCCUGGACCCCUUUUCGGUUAGGCGCUCGCACGAACCAUGGUAAAUAUUAUAGCGCUGCCCGUCCUACUUCCCGACCAACUAUGCGAACGAUGUUCGGGAGAUGGGGACUACCAUAUGGGGGGAGCAUUCGCUCCUUGUAUGGUUUUCGUACAUGAACCCCCGAAUGAAGACCGAUUGGGGCACCUAAGUCCCUAGAACUGUUCUGGGCCACCACCUCGUGUCCGGUCGGUCAAAACUUUAUCCCGGUGGCAAUACAGUUCUGCCAAAUGGAUCUGAGUGAGAUUUGGCCAAGUUGUACACUCAGAGCAGAGCUAUCUGGGGAUAUAACUUUUGUGGGGUUCCUGGUUAUAAUGGGGGUACUUUUGGGUUAUCCUAUAUGUUGUGUAGGUUUUUCUGUACCUGAGUGAUAAUUGAGUUGUAGUUUUCUCACAAAAUUAUCUCUCAGGCACAAAAGACCCUGCGAAGGAAAACCCUGUAAUUUUGUGUUGUAGACCCCAUGUUAGGGGUCUGUGCAUAAAAGCCGUGGGUGACCAGAAUAAAAGAGUUGACUCCCAGAACUAUGUCUCGUCUAGUUACUCGGGGAAUGGAUGCUUAAGUGUUUUAAAGGUUCCAGUCAGGCUGAGAGGAGGAAUUAGCAGAGGUAACCAGUUGGGUUACCCAGAGUCCGCUGCACACAGUUUUUUAAUAAAAAUAAAGUUAGAAUUUAUCUUGCUUUGUAUUGAUAUGAUUUAAAAAAUAAAUAUUGCAGGUUCCAUCUUCUGAUUCUGGCUGUAGCGAGUCUUAAUGUAUGUCAUAAGACCAGUGAUUAGGAUUUUCACCUACCGAAUAAACCCUAAAUAUUUUUAUACCACGAGAUAGUGGAUAAGGAGUUGUGUGCAUGUAUGUAUAUUGUUAGUGGUGUUGGGUUGGUGGGUAUUGUGUGUUGUGUGUGUGUGUGUGUGUGUGUGUGUGUGUGUGUGUGUGUGUGUGGGCUGUUCAUAUUAUUUGUAUGAGGGGAGGGUUAUUCUACAUUUCUGUGUAUAUCUAGCAGUGUGUGUGGGUUCCCUGGGUUCCAGUGGGCACCAGGCUGCCCAGGCACAGGUCAAGGACAGGAGCUGUGAUAGCUGUCGAGGGCUGCUCUACUACAGUGUGGAUUCCCAGUCACAAGUGCUGGGAGGAAGUGAUCUGAGAUCACUUCCUCUAUGUGCUGCAAUGCAUAAAUUGAGGUUUGUCCUUCACCACCUCUUCGUAUUAGCAGAUAUCUGAAGUUUUACUGGGACUCCUGAUAGGCUAGAGUGCGUUUGGCUCUAGCAGCCUUGAGUGCCGUGCAAAGAAACCUUGAGUGCCGUGCAUGGCACUAGUGCCGUAGGUUGCCUACCCCUGCCCUAGACAAUCAGCGGUGUCCCUGCCUGGCGGCACUCCUGACCUGGAGGCAGCCUUUGGGAUUAAACCAUCCAAGAAUAGUUCUUAUGGUGAACAGAGUGUCUCUUUAAAUUGUUCUCCAAAAAUAAACGAUUGACCUAAUGAACUAGAGAUAGUUUAACUUGUAAUUAAAAAUAUAUAGAUAAUAAUGAAAUUAUUGCAUGUAGCAAAAUCAAUUCUGAUCUAACUUGUAAACUAAUAUGAAAAGUUAUUUUAAAUAUGUAGUCGUCAUCUAGUUUCAAAUAUUAAAAAUUAUAACAAUCAGCAAUAAUGAAUCUUUACAUUUAAAAAUCUUUAUUGAAAUUGAGCCUUACUGAUUUAACGGGUUACUCUAAACAUUAUAACCGCUGCAGCUCACUGCAAAACAAAGGGCCAAGAUACUCCUGGUAUCAUAGUGUAAAGUGUGUAGCGCUAAAAAGUGGUUGACACUUACCCCUAAAAGUUAGUGGAUUUAAAAGUUGCAGAUAAUAACUGUAGGGAAUAAUGGAAAUAAAAUAUAGUGUAAUACAGUAAUGACCAGUGGUAAUAUUAGAUCAUAAUAGGAAGCAGGCCAAUUGGACGACUAUAUACCAGUAGUCUGUAUGUAUUUAACUGUUUUUAUUUUUAAAAUGACAAAUAAAUGGGAAAUAUACUAUAGCAUACUAUCUGGUGGACCAUCUAUCCUGUUGAAAAGAAGGGCAGUGUCACCCUAAAUAAGACUCGCUCAUCUGUACACUCAGAGCCAAGUCAUAGGCUCUUGACAAGGUGAGAAGCAACCUAUAUUCUAUCUGUACCUUGUUUUACUGAGGAUUUCUACACCAGGGCAAGUUUCCCUGUUUCUAUUUUAUUUCCAUUUAUUGAGGUUAAUGCUGAAUAUGGAUCCAUAGGGUGUGUGUCACCCAGAGUACACAAAAGUGGAUGUGAUUAGAGCCAGUCCUAAAUAGGCUCUAAACCACGUGAGUGCUUCCUAUUAUGAGCUAAUAUUACCACUGGCCAUUACUGUAUUACACUAUAUUUUAUUUCCAUUAUUCCCUACAGUUAUUCUCUCCACCUUUAUAGCCCCUAACUUUUAGGGGUAAGUGUCAACCACUUUUUAGCACUACACACUUUACACUAUUAUCAUUUGUUUGUUUAAUAGUGGUUUUUGUAUUAGAUUGUAGUAUGAUUGGGGAGUUCCUAUUUUAUGUGUGGAAGCUGCUACAUUUGAUAGCACUUUAUCUUAUUUAAGCGCCUUAUAGCACAGAGCACCUUUUCCAUAUUUCACUCCUGGUAUCAUCACUAUAAAGGUUUGCCCUCUUACCUUGGUUCCUGCUGGGCUCCUCUAUAGCCAGUGAUGACAUCUGGCUUCUGCAGAGCUGUACAUACAAACUACCGGCACAAUGACCACUUCAAAUAACUGAAGUGGUCAUGGUCCUUGCCGUAACCCUUUAAAUCCUGAUUUAAAUAAAAUGUGCCCUGUAUAACAGGCCUUUUACCCAGGCUAGCCUACUCACUAUAUCUCACAAUCUUAUUUAACAACCCUUUGUACAACAAUGUGUUUUGUUUUUUUUCUACCACUUUCCUUAAUAUGUCUGCUUGCCAAGCCAACCAAUGCAGGGGUGUCAACAUAAAAUGCUUGUCCCUUUUGUAGGCCAUCAUUUGAGACCAAUUAGAAGUUGCUGUUGUCAUUGUGUAGUGCAAAUCAAUUCAUUGCCUGAAAGAGUUGAAUGUUGCUAUUGUCCAAGUUCACAGCCCAAUUAAGGGUCACCAGUGAAUGAUUAACGAAGCCGGAUAUAACUUCAAAAUGAAAUAUAUUGUGCAAUAAGUGAACUUUUAAAAAUAGAGCUUUUAUAGGAAGUAUGUAGAUAGGAUAAGGCUGCAUAAACAGUAAUUUAAGUCCUAAAUAGAAAAAAGGAAAUUGGUAGCAUACCCAGAACAUGCAUUUAGCAGUGGUGCUAUCAUAAAGACCAAAAUUUAUACAAAAUACAAAUCAGGGAAUAAUGUGUGUACACAAAAUAUGCUGCUUUUUUGUGUGCGUACAUUUUUAAAAUCUGUAUAUGACUCGAGAUCAGUGAUACUGUGGCAUUACCUAUACAAUAAACAGAUUUGUUAAGCUGAAGUUGUUAUGGUGUUUGAAGUGUCUCUUUAAUUAUGCUUUUUAAGCAAGUUGUUUUGCAAAACCACGUCUUUUUUGUUAAUUAUUUAUUAUUUAUGAAAUAUUUUACCAAGAAAGCUACAUUAAGAUUUCUUUCAUUUUCAAGGAUGUCCUGGGUCUACAAAAUAUUGCAUCAAUACAUUAGGGUAUAAUUAAAUACAAAAAACAAUAUUAAUACACAAUACAUACAAAAUUUAACAUAGAACAGGUAGGAAAUAUAUAAUCAACCAUGACAGGUGCAUUCUGUUUUGAAGUAUGUAGAGAGGGAUCUCUUAAAGGACUUUAGGCUUGGGGAAGAUUUGAGUGUGUGUGGGAGGUCGUUCCACAAUUGCGGCACUCUGUAGGAGAAGGAGGAUCAGGCUGCUUUCUUUUUGUAUUGAGGUAGACUAAAUAAAGUGCUGGUACUGGAUCGGAGGUUAUAAGAGGUUGGAACAGCUGAGGAGAGCAUUCUGCUCAGGUAGGGCGGGAGCUUACCAGAAAAGCUCUUAAACUAGUUUUGGAUAAAGUUUAGAUGCCAGUGUGGAGGCCAAAAGAUAGAUUGGGGUCUAACAACAUACCCAAGUAUUUGAAAGAGUGGACUGCGGUCAGUGUGCUAUUUGAAUUAGUUUUGAUGGAUAGGUGGGAAUUGUGUAAUUUAGGUACUGUUCCAAAGAUCAUUGUGACAGUUUUGUCAGUGGUUAGGAAGAGUGUGUUUUUUGUGAUCCACUUUUCUACCUCAGUAAACUGGUCUUGGGCACAGCCUCAAGCUGCAGUAGAUUGGAUUUGCUUGCAUAGAUUACUGUGUCGUCUGCAUACAUGUGUACAUUUGAGGAUUGGCAGAUCAUUUAUAAAUAAUGUGAAUAGUAGGAGGCUGAGAAUGGAACUUUGGGGAACACCACACGUUACUGGGGGUGGGAAGGAGUUGCUGUCAGAAAUGGACAGGAAGGAGUCGCUGUCAGAAAUGGACACAUAUUGCGAGCGAUCCGAUACAUAUGAUCGAAACCAGGUUAGCGGACAAUCACCAAUACCUGAGGUUUUUAGUUUGUGCAGUAGAAUGUCGUGGUCUACUGUGUCAAGGGCCUUUGCAAAAUCAAGGAAAAUGGCAUGUGCAUACCCUUGUGUCAACUAUAAGUAAUAGAAGCAAUCCUUUUUUUACAUUUUAGCUGAAUCAGAAAAUAUAUACAAGACAUCUGCUUAGUGGGCAGAACAGGGCAGAUUUUCUUACACUUAAGAGCAGAAAAGUGUUAAUUGGCUAGCUUAUUGAAGAAGGAGAAGAGAUUCUUUUCAGUGUGAAUGUGACACUCAAUACAAAACCAACAGACCAUUCAAUGUUCUACAAUGUCUGUUUGUUUGUUUAGGCCACAGCUUCUUUCUCUCUCUAAUGCCAAAGUCUCAUAAUAAACAACUCAAAAGCCAAUCUGAGUUCUAAAAAAAAAAUGUUUUCCUGGCCAUCAUGUUGGGGUGGUAGAAAAACUAUUUUAAUAAUGUUUUGUUUUAUUAAACAUUGAAAUAUAUUCUGCAGUACCGGUAGAUUUGAAGGUUAUGUAUAAAGAGCAAUUUUGAGAAUCUAAAAGAGUAAUUUUUUUCAGAGCAUUUCAUUGGUUUCUGUAAAGAUUGCUUCAUUUUCAGAACUUUGCUGUAGUAUUUAAUAUAAAGUCCCUAAGGAAUCCGAAAGGAAUGCUCCUUAGUCUUUGCAGUUAUUUAGCUAAAACAGUGACAUCCCUUUGAUUGUUUGUUUGAGCAGGGCUCUCUUCGCCUACUGUUUCCGUAUGUGAUACAUGUUUUGUCUUUAUUAAAUGUUUGUCUUGUAUUUCCUAGUGUACAGCGCUGCAGAAUGUUUUCAGUUUAUAAAUAAUAGUAAUUUCCAACUUUUUAAACAAACUGAUCAGAUCUCUUAGUUACACAGUCUAUAAUGCAAUACAAAAGUCACCUGACUUGGUUAAAUUGCUUGAAAGCUCUUAUAUAAAAAGAUUUAAGAUUUAGUACACAAACUGUAAAUUCUCAGUAAUGCAAUUUUAGCUUACAUUUUUGCAUUCUGUUUUUGUGGUGCUCACUGUUUGUUGAAAAAGAUGAUGCUUUUUACUUGAAUAUGAUCUUUCUGUUUUGUACCUUACAGCUGAUGACACAGAGAUCUCAUUUGAUCCAGAUGACCUUAUCACUCAUAUCGAAAUGAUAGAUGAGGGCUGGUGGCGUGGUUAUGGACCCAACGGCCACUACGGCAUGUUUCCUGCGAACUAUGUAGAGCUGCUAGAGUGA
Molecule: messenger RNA, 29003 nt
Organism: Pelobates cultripes (western spadefoot toad)
Lineage: Eukaryota; Metazoa; Chordata; Amphibia; Anura; Pelobatidae
Source: the annotation of a GenBank genome assembly